Syzygium oleosum is the source of this 1563-nucleotide messenger RNA. Its product is annotated as cytochrome P450 81Q32-like. The record is from RefSeq and is a predicted model, not a curated record. The coding region runs from base 1 to 1563 and encodes 520 amino acids. NCBI's taxonomy places the organism in Eukaryota, Viridiplantae, Streptophyta, Magnoliopsida, Myrtales, Myrtaceae. Gene Ontology annotation, molecular function: heme binding; oxidoreductase activity, acting on paired donors, with incorporation or reduction of molecular oxygen; monooxygenase activity. The transcript has 3 exons.
AUGGAGGAGUUAAGUUUCAAAGUGGUGCUCUUCUCUUUCUUUACUUUUUCCCUUCUCUUUAUCUUGAAACUAAUCAUCCAAAAGCAUGCAAACCCUAAAAGCAAGAACCGGCUUCCACCAAGUCCUCCUGGUCUUCCAAUCUUAGGCCAUCUUCAUCUGCUUAAAGAGCCGGUUCACCGGACCCUGCACGGUCUCAUGGAGAGAUACGGCGACGUCUUGUUGCUCAAAUUCGGCGUGCGUAAAAUCCUCGUGACCUCCAACCCAUCUGCGGUCGAGGAAUGUUUCACGAGGAACGACAUUAUUUUCGCCAACCGGCCGCACACCCUUGCCGGGAAACACCUCAACUACAACUCCACCACCAUGGGACUCGCCUCGUAUGGCGAUCACUGGCGCAAUCUCCGGCGUCUCACGACAGUGGAAAUGUUCUCCUCAACCCGCAUGGCCAUGUUAUCGGAUGUUAGGCACGACGAAGUGAGGUUGCUACUGAAAGGACUAUUUCAUGAAUCGAACGAACGGUGGACAAAGAUCGAAAUGAGAUCGAAAUUCAGAGAACUUUCAUUUAACAUUGUGAUAAGAAUGAUCGCGGGAAAGAGGUACUACGGCAAGGACGCCGUUGGUGAAGAAGCUGCGGAGUUCCGCCGCAUCAUCAAAGAGGUUGUGGAGCUUCACGGAACUGCAAACUUAGGCGAUUACUUGCCGAUCUUUCAGUGGGUUGAUUUUCAGGGCGUCGAGAAGAGGAUGAUAAGGUUGAUGGGGAAAAUGGAUAGGUUUUGCCAGAAUUUGAUUGAUGAGAUCAGAGGAAUGAGGAAGGAGUUGACCCGGAAAGAAAGGAAGAUGAUGACAUUGAUCGAUGUUAUGUUAUCCUUGCAAGAGAAGGAACCAGAAUCUUAUACUGACCAGACCCUCAAGGGUGUCAUCAUGACAUUGCUUGGUGCUGGCACGGAGACUGCAUCAACUACCCUAGAAUGGGCAAUGUCUCUUCUUGUAAACAAUCUAGAUACAUUGAAGAAAGCUCAAAUUGAGAUCGAGGCCAACGUUGAGCAAGACCGCCUCAUCACCGAGCACGACCUACCGAACCUGAAUUACCUCCAAGCAAUUGUCAAUGAGACAUUGAGGUUGUUUCCACCAACCCCACUUUUGGUACCGCAUGAGUCAUCAAGUGAUUGCAAUGUUCUUGGGUAUCAUGUGCCCAGAGGCACCAUGUUAUUAGUUAACUUAUGGAGCAUCCAUAGGGACCCUAAGCUUUGGGAGGAACCAACAAAAUUCAUACCAGAGAGAUUUGGAAACAGAGGUGAUCAAAGAGAAGAGAAGGAUGAUAAUUUCAAGUUCCUUCCUUUUGGUGCUGGAAGGAGAGCUUGUCCCGGGGCUAAUCUGGGAAGAAGAGUGAUUGAACUAGGGCUAGGGGCGUUGAUUCAGUGCUUUGAGUGGAAAAGGGAUGGAGAAGAGGAGAUCGAUAUGAAUGAAGGGACGGGACUUUCGAUGCCGAAAUUGGAGCCUCUAGAGGUUUUGUGUAAACCACGUGAAUCCAUGAUCCACCCGCUCUCGAAAAUGAUGGAGACAUGA